Messenger RNA from Chrysemys picta bellii (western painted turtle), 2915 nucleotides. RefSeq names its product cysteine and tyrosine rich 1 (gene CYYR1). The record is from RefSeq and is a predicted model, not a curated record. Lineage: Eukaryota; Metazoa; Chordata; Testudines; Emydidae.
UUACAGCUGCUUGGUAUAUCGUGUCAGUGCCGUAACUUCGCAGGGAGCUUUGCGAAGCUCGGCUCCUAAAACCGCUGGCUCGCGUGUGUGUGUGAACGGCCCCCACAGCAACACGUCGGGCGUGGAAGGGCCGGGGGCAGACACGCUGCCUCUGUACACACGUCAGUGCCACCCACCGAGCUGAAACGUGAGCCCCGAGAGGCAGCAGCGAGACAAAGGGGGCGGGAGAGUCCCGGGCAGCGGCAGCAGCGCUCCACAGAGCAGGGCAGCGCCCAGCUGAUGGGCGGGCGCACGCGGCAGCUCAGUCCCCGCCGCCCGGGUGCGCCCUUUGCUUUCCCGCGGGGCCGGGCGCUGUGCCCUGCCCCCACUCCCAUCCCUGCCUCGCAGCGGCGGAGGAGCAGUCCCGCUGUCUGUCCGCAGCCCGCUUGCAUGGAUGGACACACAGCGGCGCGGCCAAGGAGACUGGCUUCCCAAGCUGGUGCUGCUCUUUGUCUUCGCAGAAGAUUGUCUUGCACAGUGUGACAAUGACUGCAAAGCUUACUGCUGUGAUGGGACUACCCCCUACUGCUGCUCGUAUUAUGCCUAUAUUGGGAAUGUCCUUUCAGGCACAGCAAUAGCAGGGAUUGUAUUUGGUAUCGUAUUUAUAAUGGGAGUGAUUGCCGGCAUCGCCAUCUGUAUCUGCAUGUGCAUGAAGAACAACCGUGGGACUCGAGUAGGGAUCAUCAGGACUACGCAUAUCAACACCAUCAGCACCUAUCCGGUGGCUCCUCCACCUUAUAGUUAUGAAUACGAGAUGGAAUACGCAGCAGACCUACCUCCACCUUACACUCCAACUCCACAGACUUCAGUACAGUGUCCGCCACCUCCUCCUUACCCUGGAUAUUCAGGGAAAUAAUUAAUGGGCUUUAAAGAGAUAUAAAGUGCCUGUUGAAUCAGCCAGCACAUUAUGGACAGAUCUUGUUGGCUCAGGAGCAAGUAGGAUGGGGCCUACAUCCACAUAUGCUGUCUGGUGUUCGUGUAACGGAAGAUAGUUGCUGUGGCUCCGAAUGACUUCUAAAGGGUGAAGAAAAGUAUAGUCCAUCCCAGAUCACUGUAAUUCACAAAUAAACUAAAGCACGAUAAAAGAAACAGCUACUAGGACUUAGGGCCUACUCAAAAGUGGUUAGCAUCAUCCAAAAUUCUGCUGGCUUUCUUUAGCAACCUGUUAAAGUGAACUGGAAUACUAUUUUUCCAUUUAAAGCAAUGUAUGAUAAAAAUGGUUAAUAAGCUUCCUCUUCAGAGCAUGAGAUACAGCAGUUGGGGUCUAUUCUGGGAGGAAAAUUCCAAUUGUUGUCUACAAACCUGUAUCAUAUCUUUCCUUGAAGUGGUGCAGGUAAGGAAGAACAAGAAAGACGGAAGCUACUUAUUGACUUCCAUUCCAAAAUAGGAAUGACUUGUUCAGCAUAGCAGUAUUUAGGAUCUGAUAGGUAUAUUGCAAACAAGAAUUUUAUUAAAGUCUUUCAGUAGCCAAAAUUUGACUACUGUAACUACUUUUGACCAAAACACAGGGUAUUUUAAGUGCCUACUUUUAAGGAGAUUAAGUCUGGUUUAUAGCCUAUAAUCUAAGUAUACAGAACGUUUUUGUAUGUAGCUUUCACUAUAAAUUAUAGACAAAUCUUUUUAUAUGGAUUUAAAUGCUGUAUACAGAUUUUUUUAGGUCACUAGAUAAUACUUUAAUUUUGAAAGUAAAUAUAGAUUCAGCAAAAUCCUGAAAUAGUUUUGGUGGGGAAAAAACCCAAGGUUAUUAAGGCUUCAUAUAUUUUUCCUGAAGUUUGAUUGUUGAUUAAAUUGUAUGAAGAUCAGUAGUAAUUGUAAUUGAACAUUUGUUCUGACAAGCUAAUAGUCAACAUAAAGGAAGAUGCAUGCAGAGGGACUGUAAAUGUUGCUGUCAACAGGGAAGAUAGGGGAAUGAGUUGUCUUGGUUAUUUAAAAGUGAUUGGGCUCCAUAGAUUGAAAGGGAGAUCAGAGUUGGAUUUCCCAUCCUGUUUAAGAACUGCACACACAAAUUAGGGGUAUAUGCAGUUCUGUCCUGAUCUCUUCUCUUUCAGAAUCACUUUGCAGGCAUUGUUGGUGAAUGUCCUUCAUUAGAGAGUUGUUGGAACAAAAACACCAACAUGGAUUUUUCUAUUUGAAUUUACUAUUGUGUAACAUUUACAGCUGUUGUAUGGGCUUUUUAUGGCUUCCUUCAUUAUUUGUAUGCUCCACAACUUAUGUAAAAAGUAGAAGAGGAAAAAAUGAUGUAGCAUAUCAAGAAGUUAUGGUGACCAGAAUUCACAAAGCUGCAGGAAACAGCCUUUUUUAUGCAUAUAAACGCCAGGUUAAUCAUGAUUCUUAAGGCUCAGAAUGUGUUUAUUUGAAAACUAGCAUAUAACCCUCAGCUGGAAACUUUCAUGGGCAUUCAAUGUGUUACAAAUUAAAAAGAAAGGUGAUUCACCAAGGACCUGAACCAAAGCCUAUUGAAGUCACUAGAAAGACUCCCAUUGACAUUAUUGGGCUUUGAAUUAGGUCCCAAAUGAGGAACACUUUAGGUGUUUAGGCCCUGAUUCGGUAAGGUUCUGGGCGCUAGUGUAGCGUUAAGCACAUGAAUGAUCUCAUAGACUUCAGUGGGAGUACUCACAUGCUUACAAGUAUUCACAAGCUUAAAUACCUUGUUGAAUCAAGGCCUUAAUAACGGUCUUUGCUAGUAUUUUGGAGUAGUAUUUGUCCCUUCCAGUUUGGGCAGUUUUACCCUCCUGAAAAGUCUACCUGAAGGCAUAAAAGACUUUAUUCUCAACAGAAUGUGUUUCGAAGGGCUGUUACGUGGCCUUUGGCCAAACCAAGCAUUGUGUACUACUUAAAUUUUGUAAUCUAUUCAGAGGAAAUUGGACUAUCCCGCA